AUGCCGAAGAAGGGCAGGAAGAAGUCGGGCGCGAAGCAGACGCAGGCGCAGAGCGAGCAGAUCACCGCCACCGAGGGGCAGUUGGUCGCUGCGGACAGGAAGAGCGACCUUCCUGAGGUCAAGCUUGAGGAGCGACUGGCGAAGAACGCCGGUAGGAAUGAGGAGUCCAAGGGGGAGUCCAAGGGGGAGACGCUCGGGAAGCCGUGUGCCUUCCUGUGCGGCGCGGUGCAGGGGAUUAGCAUGGACCCAGUCGACCCGGACAAUAGGCCUAGCGUCCGCUGGGCCUACGAUCCAGGGGAUUUCACCGUGUCGUGCGCCGACGGCUUGGGCUGCUGGGCAUGCGACACCGCUUGGAGAAACGACAUCUCGCACACUCGGGCAGAUCGCGACCGCAGCAAAUACAUCAGCGAUUUGGGCAGGGACACCAGCUUGCUCGACGCGCACAAGGAGAAGAAGAACAUCGUCAUCGACAGGGCCAAGAAGAGGCUCCUCACCAAGCGCAGCACUGGCUCCAGCGGAAAGCGCUCAGGCGGGGUCAAGAAGGUCGCAGUGCAGAGCAGGCGGUACGCGGAUUCCUGCUUGAGGAGGCCCGACAACGAUUUUUGGCCCAUCAAGCGGUGCAGGGCCAAGUUUGGGGACCCCAGGAAAAACAAGAAGUUGGGGCGCGUCAUCGUCGUCAUAGAGGGGGUGAAAGGAGUAGAGGUGCCUUCAGACAGCGGGGACAUUCCGUGGAAGAUCGAGAACCGCCAGGGCAUGAGACGCGAGCUCGUGAAGGACGAGGACGUCGGGAGCACCGACGGCGACGAGGAGCUCGCGGAGCAGAAGUUCGAGGACUUGACCACGGCGGACGCCGAGGCGCAGCGCGUGGCAUGCCAGGGCGCACUGGCGAGCAUCUUGGCUGAGUGCGAGCUGACCGCCGAGGAGGCCGCGAAGGAGAAGGAACGCGAGAAGAAGGCCGCCCAGCAGAAGAAGCGCCGUGCCGGGAAGAAGCAGCAGGGCGAGAGGAAGAUAGUGAGGCUUUCUGGGGCUGCAGGGAGCUUCGGCCGGCUGGCCGACACUGAUGACGACGCCUCUUUGGAUAGCGACAUUGAGGAAGGAGCCGAGGAAGGCACCGGAGGCGGCGACGGCGACGACCCGCCGGAGGGCGACGACGAGAGCGCCGAGGAGGGUCAGGAAGGUGAGGGCGGCCAGCGUCGCGGUCGCGGCCGCCCGAAGAAGGACGUGCUCGUGCUGGAGAAGGACAUGUGGCGAGAGUUCAUGGGCUGCGAUGCGACGUCCCGCAUGUUCAACAAGCACAGCGACGUGACUCGCCGUCUCGUCCAGCGUUGGAUCGCCAUUUGCCAGUCCAAGGGCAAGACGGCAAAGGCUGAGGCCGAUCAGACUAAGUACUCGUUGGCGACCAAGCGCCUCAUGAUCAUUGAGCAGGGCAUCAAGUUGCACCGCAAGCGCAUCGAGAGCGGUUCUUCCGAUAAGUCGUACGCCGAGUGGGACUCGGGCUUCCGCAGCCUUCAGGAGUUCGCCAGGGCCGACCCAGCGCAGCCUUUCACGUGCGAGCUGUUGUGGGACAUGCGUCUGACUCUCAAGGCGUCCAUGUGGUCCUCGACGCCCCCCGCUGUCUGGGCCACUGAGUUGUCGGCGAGGUCGCUGCAGGAGUCUUUCGGGUCACUCUGCGACGUUAAGGACAAGCAGUCCACUUACAUCAAGCAGUUGAUCGCCGCCGCGCUCCGCUCCAGAGCCCCGCUCGAGGAGGUUAAGCACGUCAUUUCCAAGGAGAUCGAGUGCCUCGACGCGUUGCCGACGGGGCCCCCCGCCCCCCAGUUGGACCACGACCUCUCGCAGGAAUUGCGCUCCAUGUCAUUGGCGUUCACAUUGCCGGCGAAGUCCUUCGAUCAGAAGGUCCGCGCGAGCCUCCAGCAGGCGAAGAUGGACAUGGCGGACACUUCGAGGCUCUUGAACUUGCUCAUGCAGUACCCGGCGCAGGGGAAGCCCCUCGUCGACGCGUUCGACACCCGGCUCCAGGAGUUCGACGACUUGGUGGGGUGGUUCGAGAGCGUGAAGCGGUCGACCGCCCAGCUCGACGCCGCGCCGGACGUUCCGAUGACCCAGCAGCUCAAGAUGCUGGCUGAUAGCAACGCGAUCGCGUCCGAGGCGGGCUCCAUGGCGGCUGGCCGAGUUUCCUUCCCGGCCGAUCUCGAUCUCUUCGUGCAGCGCAGGGCGACGGCCGCCAAGGUGGCCGCGCAGGCCGCGGUUAAAGAGUUUCUCAAGCAGCGCGAACCCUUGAUGCUCGGUCAAUUCCCUGCUCAGGAAUUGCUGGGCGCGUUGGAGGUCCAGGCCUUCGAGUCGAGCAUGAAAGACUUCGCUGGAGCUGUAAGGGAUAUGAGUUCGUGGAUUGAGCUAGGGACGUCUGGGGUUUUGGCGGCGGUCCUCGAUGGCAAGGAGACGCCUCCGCUUCAUGAUAUGCGGAGGAUUUCGGCUUUGAUCGAGGCAUUUCCGGCCCUCGAGCCCAUCGUGACCCUCAAUGGCGAUUCGGCCGUCGAGGUCGCGCAGCUCGAGGAGCUUAGGAAGUGGGCGGUGGAUCGCUUAGGCCCGCUCGUGAACAAGAGCCUGGUCACCGCCUUCACCGAGCCGUUCGAGACUUUGAUGGGCUGCGUUCAGGUCGCGACGGACGGGCUGGCCGCCGUCGGGAAGUAUUUCGACCUUGAUUUAUCGGAGGAGGCCUUCAAGAUGUCCGUCGGCACCCUCGUUGGCAAGAAGGAGCAAGUCGCGAUCAACGCCAAGAAGCUGGACGACGUCGUCGUGGAUGAGAAGACAACCUUCCGCAUGCACUUCCUCGCGCGCUAUGCCCGCGUGGCCAUGGCCCACGCGUGCUUAUUCGCGGCCGAGGGCGAGGGCGGCUCCCCCGUGAUCUCCAAGGCCCUUCCGCUGACCGAAGGGGUGGCCGCGCUCGCCAUCGCAGCGAAGAAGGAUAUCGAUUCGUUCGAGGCUUGGUUCAAGGGCGUCGGGGCGGAGCGGGCCAAGUCUCAUUCUGAAGGCUGGAUCUGCGACAUGAGCGCGCUCUCCGCGGCGUGCGUCGAGCUGGUCGGUGAGUUCUGGGCGAAGGCGGUGGCCUUCUGGGACAAUCACCUCAACGCCAAGGCGACGGAGCUCAUGGGGGUGGCCCCUCCCAAGUCGCUCGUGGACUCCACCAAGAUCUGCAGCGACGAGGCCCUCCGCAAGAGCUUGGAGCCCGUCGCCGCAUUGGCGGGGCCGAUGGAAAUGACCGCGAAGCUCCACUCUAGCAAGCUCGUCGCGACGGCGGCGUCCCUCGCGGCGAUCUUCACCAGCCUCGCCGCGGCGUUCCCGAAGACGAAGAAGUCCGCAGGCAAAUCGGCUCUCGACGCCGCCAAGCGGCACGGGCGCAUGUGCAUCGUCGUGCAUUGGGCGUACAGCCAGAUCAUCGGGCACAAGCACGAGAAGAAGAGCGACCUCAAGAACCUCGCCAUGAAGGUGCGGGAGCAACUCGCCAAGAAGGGCAUCGGGGACGGCAAGGGCUGCAGCAAGAUGCCCGUGGUGCUGGACAAAAUGCAGAGGCUGGACAUCGACGCCCUGCGGUCGCACUACAGCGCUGGGCUCUUCCUCGUGGACGGUAAGGAGCUCAAGACGCAGCUGGCGCAGGUGCCCCUGCGCGUGCUGCGGAUCAUGUCGGACAGCCCGGAGCCACACCCCCAGGCAGAGCCCACCUUGGAUCUGCUCUUGCAGAAGGAGGAGGCGCGCGUGGCCAUGAGCGUCACCGUGCAGGGCAAGCUCACCAUGGCCGGCACCCUGCGCGGGCUGGAGCGCCGGGGCAGCUCGCGGGCCCUGUGA
This is a messenger RNA of Prorocentrum cordatum, 3843 nucleotides long. Lineage: Eukaryota; Dinophyceae; Prorocentrales; Prorocentraceae. The record is from the annotation of a GenBank genome assembly.